Egretta garzetta (little egret) is the source of this 1650-nucleotide messenger RNA. RefSeq names its product transmembrane protein 200C (gene TMEM200C). The record is from RefSeq and is a predicted model, not a curated record. The coding region runs from base 1 to 1650 and encodes 549 amino acids. NCBI's taxonomy places the organism in Eukaryota, Metazoa, Chordata, Aves, Pelecaniformes, Ardeidae. The transcript has a single exon.
AUGAUUGCCACUGGAGGCCUCCUGAGGAUCUCGGCUAGGAAACAGGACCCCUUGCGACCCCAAAGCCAGGUCCCCAAACGCAAACGCAAGGCCAAAAAGAAGCGCAAGAACGAUGUGGUGGUGGUGAAAGGCAAGCUCAAGCUGUUCUCCCUCUCGGGGCUCAUUGCCCUCUGUGGCAUCCUGGUACUGCUGGUGGGCAUCGCCUUGGCUGUGGUGGGCUACUGGCCGAAGCCUAGCCAGGUGUACAGAGAAGGCAGCUUCAGUGGGGGCCGGCACCCGACACCCCAGGGUGGCACCCCCAAGAACCGCUCCCGGAAUCAGGAAGGGGCACAAGCAGGGAUCCAUCCAGGGUCACCCCCCAGAGCCAACACCUCCACCACUGCUACCGCCCGGGGAUCCCCACAGUCCCUCCCCACUUCCUCGUCCCCCCAGGCUUCCGUGGGUUUCCUUUUCCGUCUUUUCUCGAGCUACUUGCAUUCAGACAAGCUGAAGGUGCUGGGGCCCCUCAUCAUGGGUAUCGGCAUCUUCCUCUUCAUCUGCGCCAAUGCGGUAUUGCACGAGAACCGUGACAAGAAGACCAAGAUCAUCAACCUGCGUGACCUCUACUCCACUGUCAUCGAUGCCCACAGCCUGCGGGCCAAGGACGGAGGCACCCCGGCAUCAGCCCCUCUCAAUGGCUUUGUCAACUACAUGCAGUCCCGGGGCCUGGAGCUAAAGCCAGGCGGUGAAGGCCUGGGUGCUGCGGCCAUGCUGGCCAAAAGCUCCUGGCCACCAGGCUUGGGUGUCUCCCUUUCCCCGCCAGACCUGGCGUCCUCGCCGCGGCGUUCCUCCUUCUGCACCCCACCGCAGCCACCCAGCCUGGCCGAGGCCGUGUACAGCAUCUACCGGGAGCGUGCUGCCCUUGCUGGCCGCACUGUCACCAGCCCACCCUGCAGCCCGCCGGAGAGCUGGGGCCGGCGUAGCACAGCCAGCUCCAUCGUUGGCUCUUCACUGAGCGCUUUCACCCUCCUGCCUUUGGCACCGAGCGGCGGAGGGGGAGGCUGGCAGAGGCCCCCUGGCGAGCGGGGAGCCCGGGAGAUCCCACGGGGGGAGUUUGAACUGAGCCUGACUGACCUCAGCAGCAGCCACAUCGAGGGAGGCUGUGGGACAAGGAGGCACAAGCUGGUUCUCAGGCGGCAGAGCACCAGUUGCUUGCCUGAUGCCAGGCGUCCCCUUUUCCCUGAGCCACUUCGGUCCCCGCCUGUCAGCAGGGGUCCGGAUUCCACCCUCUUGGUAAAGGCAUCUUCUAGCUACUCCAAAUCUCUGGAUCUGGGGGGGGCGCCCCCCUCAACCCCUCCUGCCAUCACCAGGACGGACUCCCAGAACUCCCAGUCUGAACCUUCCAGCAGCAAUAAGGGCUACAGCCACCUGGAGGAGGCAGGCACCUCCUUGGAGUCAGUUGCCAACACCCCAGCCAGUAAAAUCCAGGACUGUGAGGAGGAAGCAGUUGAGAAGACAGACCACCUCAAGGCUACCAGCAGAGAACAAACUGGGGAGCAAUCCCAGCAAACGCAAAGACAGUACACAAAUAAAGAGAAACUCUUUAUGAUUUCUAGGUCGCAUGCUGCAUUAGGGCUGGAGGAUGGGGAACUGGAGAGUACUGGCAUCUAA